Molecule: messenger RNA, 761 nt
Organism: Saccostrea echinata
Lineage: Eukaryota; Metazoa; Mollusca; Bivalvia; Ostreida; Ostreidae
Exons: 4
Coding region: 4-528 (174 amino acids)
Source: RefSeq, a predicted model, not a curated record
AAGAUGCAUUUCUUUACUGUUUUCAUCCUCAUGUGUGUCUUAUUUGUUGAUGUUUCAUGCAUUGGUUGGCUAAUGAAAGGAGACGAUAGAGGAUGUCCAAGACGAGCCGGAGCUCAACCGUUUUACUUUGGAACGACGCACCUCGAGUGCAUCAUAAGACAUGGCAAAAAGGGGCGCAAACGUAGCGCACCUUGGAGAGGACCAUGGACUCUGUGGCAUCGUUACAUUGAAUACAGAGGAUAUUUUUAUGAUUUGAAAACCAACUCCAAAGUAUCCAUCGCUAGAAGUCGAUUAAAUGGACAUGUGUGUCCUGGGGCUAGGGAAACUUACCCUGCUGGGUACAGCGAACUAAGUCCCGGGUGUCUUGAAGGUUGCGCCAAAAAUUACAGAUGUCGGUAUGGUCGCUACGACUUCCUUUUUAACAACUGUCACAACUUCGCUAACCGGCUGUCUGAAGUUUUGUGUAGAAGAGGUACAACAUGUCCUGGCUGGUGUAUGGGAGGUUGUAACGAUUUGGAAUAUAAUUAACAAUUGAAUUAAACGAAGACAAGUUUAAUUUAUAAACUUUUUUGAUUACUUGAGACAUGUACAUUAGCAAUGCUGAAAAUGAAUUUGAGUUUACUUGACCGCUUCACACAUAUAAUAUUUUACCUAUUCUAUUUUAUGUACAUGUACAUUUAUUGUGGUUAAAAUUGUGAAAAAGCAGAGUAAGAAACAUAGAUGACAAAAUAAAAUAAAUUUUCUAUUUCAUCACUCAUAAA